GACUCGCUGCAGAAAGGUCUUCCAGGAGACCUCCCAACAGUCCACAGGGAAGAGCGGACUCACGAUUCAUUGGCGUGGGGAAGCUCUUAAACAGAGGGACUUCACGAUGGAGGGGUUGAUUGUUUGCAAACAUUUGCUGAUUGAACAUGUCUGGAUUUGCCGAACCUUGGCUUGAGUUUGAAAAGGAGUUUGGGGAGCGCCCGCUCCUAUAUGGGCCCCUGCAGAAUUGUAUCGAUGGCUUCACGAAACUCGGAGCGACUGUGGUCGCGAAAUACACGUUUACGGCUCCUGACCCUUCUGUGAAAACCGAAGACAUGUCAAUCGAUGACCAAUUGCCUAUUCGGAUAUACACACCUGAAGGGUAUUCGGGAGGAAAGCCAGUUGGCGUAUAUUUUCACGGUGGAGGAUGGGCCAUGGGCAAUAUCGACGGCGAUGACCCAUUCUGCAGAGCCAUCGCGAAAGGCGGAGGUGUCGUUGUGGUCUCUGUCGGGUACGGCCUGGCUCCACAGAACAAGCAUCCUGGUUUGAUCAAUGACUGCUGGAAGGGCUUUCAGUGGACAUUGGAGAAUGCGAAGGUACUGGGUGGUGCCGAAGGGAAGAUCUUCACCACCGGAACGUCAGCUGGAGGUCAACUCUGCUUCGCCAUUGCGCUUAAAGCCAUCGAUGAGGGGCUUGGAGAUUCUUUGGUUGGUGUGGUGGCCCAGGUACCUGCAACUAUCCAUCCAGAUGCUGUCCCAGAGAAACUGAAGCCGAAAUGGACUUCGUACAAGGACCAUGCCGAGGACACGAUCAAUACUAAGGACGCUAUGAUCGCAUUCUGGGACGCAUUUGGUGCGCCACCCACUGACGUGUAUGUGUCUCCCCUCCUUCACGACAAGGUCGGAGAGCUGAAGAAGGUUUACAUGACUGUGGCUGGUCAAGACACCUUAAGGGAUGAUGGUCUCCUGUUCAAACAAAGGCUGGAUGAUAACAAAGUUCCAACUGUACUCGAUUUCUACGACGGAUACCCACAUUACCACUGGACAUGGCCAUCAAAGCAUCUUGACAACCCGAGAAAGGAGUAUCUUGCGAACUUGGCAGAGGGAGUACAGUUUGUAAUAUCGUAAUAGGUAUGAAGCGUAAGCG
This is a messenger RNA of Lindgomyces ingoldianus, 1125 nucleotides long. RefSeq lists its product as uncharacterized. Gene Ontology annotation, molecular function: hydrolase activity. The record is from RefSeq and is a predicted model, not a curated record. The coding region runs from base 147 to 1106 and encodes 319 amino acids. The transcript is spliced from 4 exons. Lineage: Eukaryota; Fungi; Ascomycota; Dothideomycetes; Pleosporales; Lindgomycetaceae.